CCCUAAAGGGGAGAGAGAAUGGGAGAAGGCGCAUAGAUGUGUCUGUAACGAAUAACUGAAAUAUAAACAAUAAUAUUAUUGGUAUAAAUAUAAAGAAAAAAAAUUAACAGUAAAGAAGAACACGUGUCUGAUUUACGGUUUAAGUGCUGAAACGUUUGGAAAUUGUGAUUUUGGGGGAAAAAAGUGACGAUUGGUAUAACAAUUGGAGGAUCCAUUGGGUCGCAUUCGGGUUUCUCCAAACCUCAUUGGAUUUUAACCUGAACACAGAGGGAACAUCCAAAGAUGGAACAGGUAUCAGACGAUGAGCUGGACCAUGCUGCUGAGGAAGACAGCGAUAAAGAGGAUCAGGACCUGGACAAGAUGUUUGGAGCUUGGCUAGGGGAGCUGGACAAACUCACGCAGAGUUUGGAUGAUGGACGUCAUCCAGGAAAAGUACAGAAAGCUCCUCUCAGAGAAGAGACCAACCUGGCCAACUUCUCCUACCGAUUCUCCAUGUACAACAUCAAUGAAGCCAUAAACCAGGGUGAGCCAGUGGACCUGGAUGCCCUCAUGGCCGACCUGUGCUCCAUCGAGCAGGAGCUCAGCACCAUCGGCAAGCCUUCCUCUUCAUCUUCCUCUUCUUCAUCCUCAUUCUCUUCCUCCUCUUCCUCCUCCGGUCGCCCUGCAGACCCCAAAUCUCGCCAGCGGGCUGCACACGCGCGUUCAGCCAGCGCUCGACAAGCUGGAGGCAGCAGCGGGGGUAGUGCGUGUAGCAGCAGCCACGCCUCACCAGCAGGUACGGUGCGAGUGGGUGGUGGUCAGAGCCGACCGAUGGUUUCCAACUUCUCUCUGGAUGACAUCACGGCCCAGCUGGAGCAGGCCUCGCGGAGCAUGGACGAAGCCGCCCGUCAGACCUCAGAGUCUUCCAUGAGCAACUCUCUCAGGCGUGCAGGCUCGGUGGGCGGGACCAGUGACCAGGAGGUACGCUCUGUCAGCCGCUCAUCACACUCCAGCGUCAACUCCGUCUCCGCCUCCAGCAUGGACUCGCUGGACAUCAGGGGGCAGGAGGGUGAGGCGCAGAACCAAGCGAACACAGAGCAUGCCUCAUUGAGAAGGGUCAAUGGUAAUGCUGCCAGACGGCACCUAGACUUCACCUCCCGUGAGGAAGAACUGGAUCAGUUCACUCACUCCUACCUGGACAGGGAGACCUCUCUGAUUGUCAAAAGCAUUGCAGGAAAGCCCUCUCACUUGCUGACCAAGGAGGAGCAGGCUGCCAAAGCCAAGGCGGAAAAAAUACGUGUGGCUCUGGAGAAAAUUAAAGAAGCGCAGGUCAAAAAGCUGGUGAUCCGUGUGCACAUGUCAGAUGAGAGCUCGAAGACUAUGAUGGUGGACGAGCGUCAGAGUGUGAGGCAGGUGCUGGACAGCCUGCUGGAUAAAUCCCACUGUGGAUACAGUCCUGACUGGGCUCUGGUGGAAACCAUCACCGAGCUACAGAUGGAGCGCAUUUUUGAGGACCACGAGAACCUGGUGGAGAACCUUCUUAACUGGACCAGAGACAGCCAAAACAAGCUUAUGUUCAUAGAGCGUAUUGAGAAGUAUGCCCUCUUCAAGAACCCUCAGAACUACCUAUUGGGAAGAAAGGAGACCUCUGAAAUGGCAGACAGAAACAAGGAGGCACUUUUGGAGGAAUGUUUCUGCGGUGGCUCUGUAUCAGUGCCUGAGAUUGAGGGAGUGCUCUGGCUGAAGGAUGAUGGGAAAAAGUCGUGGAAGAAGCGCUACUUCUUACUACGCGCGUCUGGCAUUUACUUUGUGCCUAAGGGCAAGGCCAAGGCCUCUAAAGACUUGGUGUGCUUUCUGCAACUGGACCAUGUAAAUGUUUAUUACGGACAAGACUACCGGAGCAAGUAUAAGGCCCCCACUGACUACUGCCUCGCUCUUAAGCAUCCUCAGAUUCAGAAGAAGUCACAGUACAUCAAGUAUUUGUGCUGCGAUGAUGUCAGAACUCUACACCAGUGGUUCAACGGGAUCCGCAUUGCCAAGUAUGGGAAGCAGCUGUACCUGAACUAUCAGGAGGCUAUGAAACGCACCGAGGCUGCCUACGACUGGUCAUCUCUAUCCAGCUCCAGCAUCAAGUCUGGCAGCAGUUCAGUCAGCAACACUGAGUUGCAGUCCAACCACUCUAGUCAGACAGACAGCGGGGUCUCAGAUGGCACCGCAUCCACACAUGCACGCUCACAGAGUGUCGUCAGCUCCAUUUUCUCUGAGGCCUGGAAGAGAGGCACGCAGAUGGAGGAAAUUACUAGAUCGAGACCGGAAUCUACGCGUUCAAGCCAUUCUAUCCACAGUGUCCAUGGUGGCCACUCCAGUCAUGCUCACGUUAACACUCUGCAUUUGGCGCAACAACAGCAGCAUCCAAACGCCUCAGUACAUUCCCAGCAGCAUGUGCAGCCUCAGUCAAAUUCAGUGCCACACCCAUAUGCACAGUCAGCCACCCAACAUCGUGGUAGCAUUACUCAAACUUCCAUUCAAGCGCCGCCCCAGCCUGCUCCAGUUCCGCCUUUGCCAGCUCCAGCUUCACUGUUGCCAACUCCAGCUCCUUCCCAGCCUUCUCCAGCCCCAUCCAAGCUCUCUCCAAUUCUAACCCAGUCCUCUCCAGUACUACCGUUGCACUCUCCAGUUCUGGCCCAAACCUCUCCAAAUCGUUUUCAGUCCACUCCAGCUCCAGCUCCAGCUCCAGCUCCACCACCCCCACCGCCACCUCCACCUCCACCUCCACCCCCUCCUCCUGUGUGCGUCCAUCACUACUCUGGCCCACAUAUAUUUGCCAAAUACAGCACCAUCAACCGCCUAAAGAAUGCUUCUCAUUCUUCUAAGCCACACCCUCAAGCACAGCAGGUGCUCCCUGUACUAUCCUCUCAGUCUUUGAAACCCCACCUAAACAAUAUUCCACCAGGAGCAAAUGUCCCACCUCCACCACCUCCUCCUCCACCAGCACCAAUGCCUGCUCCAGGUUCAGCCAUGGCUGUCCUGAAACUGGGCCCUCCAAGUCCAGCCACUGUGUCUCAGUUCACACCACCGCCUCCGCCAUCCCCACCACUGCCAUCUCCACCUCCAGCAUCCAUCAAAUCCCAACCUCUUCCACCUCCACCAUCAACCCAGUCCCAUCCUUUUCCCCCACCUCCAUCUCAGGUAUCCAUCCAGUCCCACCCUCUUCCCCACCUCCACCUCUAGCCCCUAUUCAGUCCAAUUCUUUUCCCCACCUCCAGCCCCUAUUCAGUCCAAUUCUUUCCCCCACCUCCAGCCCCUAUUCAGUCCAAUUCUUUUCCCCACCUCCACCUCCAGCCUCUAUUCAGUCCCAU
This is a messenger RNA of Silurus meridionalis, 3338 nucleotides long. It is a transcript of the gene raph1b, whose product is annotated as Ras association (RalGDS/AF-6) and pleckstrin homology domains 1b. The transcript is spliced from 17 exons. Gene Ontology annotation, cellular component: plasma membrane; cytosol. NCBI's taxonomy places the organism in Eukaryota, Metazoa, Chordata, Actinopteri, Siluriformes, Siluridae. Bases 283 to 3210 code for a protein of 975 amino acids. Gene Ontology annotation, biological process: signal transduction. The record is from RefSeq and is a predicted model, not a curated record.